CACCAAACCUGUUUCAAGAUAUGUGUCGUCCUGUCCUAAAACAGUAACUCAACUAAGAAAAGAGUGACAAAACGUCUCCCCCCAAAGACCUUCCAACCGUGGAUGGGGGGAGAGAAGCCUUGGGCUUAGUUGUGUACAGAGAAGAUGGGGAAAGUCUGGAAACUUUUAUUUAUGUGCCUCAACAUUUCACAGGUGCUCAGCUUACGUUGCUUACAGUGCAUUGGCAGUUCUUCCUCCUGCCGUAUGUCCACAAAAAGAUGCCCUGCGUACGAGACAACGUGCAUCUCUCUGGCCUACAGAUCAAAAGAUGGUGUAAACACAGUGAUGAAAGGAUGUUCCUUACCGGUGCUCUGCAACCAAACGUCUGUCAUUGACAUAGGGAGUCAGUCUAUCUAUAUGUCUGCCACAUGCUGUGAGACCGAUUACUGCAACAUUAACCGCUACUCCACUGUUUCUGUAUUUUCCAACCGGUUGCAGUGCUACAUCUGUAAAGAUCCAAACAAAACCUGUAUUUACCCAAAUCUGCAGCCAUUCUUCUGUGACCAAGUUAACAACUGGUGUAUGGAUGUGAUAACUAGGGAGAUUACAAAUGGUAAAGAAACAUCAACAUCCUUUGCAAAAGGUUGUGGCUCGGUGGAUGCAUGUAACACAUUACAGGGCUACAACACAGGGAUCUUUGAGCACUAUACACAAUACAAGUGCUGCAAUAAUGGCGACUUCUGUAACAAUGCACAGGAGUCCGCAGUAUCCAUACUAAAGAACAAUAAUGGAAUCUCCUGCUGGGGCUGCUAUGAGACUGGGAGGAAUGAAUGUGCUGUGGAGAAUCAAAUACCAGUGAAAUGUAAAGGCCUGUUGAUCCGUUGCAUGGAAGUCUUUGAUAAAAACCGUAAAACAGUGAUGAAAGGGUGUAGCACAGUGAGUUACUGCUCUUCUUCCAUUCCAUCCCAUGUCAUACCCAACAUUACAGAGAUACAGUGCUGCGCAGGAAGCUUCUGCAACAACUUCACACGGGAAUUCCCUAUUGAACCCCAGAAAAGCAGUGCCAGAUGCUCAUACACAGACUACAAACUCCUUGUUUUCUUCCUCAGUUUCCUUUAUGCCACAAUAAUGAAAUGUUCCUAAUGACUUCCAGCCCAAGUCUGGGAUUGUUUGUAUAGAAGACUUGUUAUUUAUAAUAACGACGCCAUGAGGAUUUUGUUUUAAAUCCUGACUGAGAAGGAUAACGUCUGGUACUCCCCAAUUUUGGUUCAGUGUUAAUUCCAAGUAGUAGCUGGUCUAGUAGAAUGGAUAUUAGUUAUCUGCACGGAUGGAGUACAGAAGAUACGUCACAAAGGAAUAUGCAGCUACUAUUCUCACUCACAAUAUCCACAGCCUGGUUUUGGGAAUCAGGAAUAUGUAAUAGCACCUUGAUAACGGCCAUUAAUGUUUCCAUAUUUUAUGUUAAUUAAAAAUGCACAAAAUGGAAUGAAACCAAAUUAUAGUUCUGUUAAAGAAAAUGCAAAAACAAAGGUAGGUGCAAAUAUCAUCAUUAAACAUUACACAAUUGUUGGACUACAGAUCGAAUUUUGCCUCAAAUGUAACAACAAAUUUAACCUCAAACAUGAGAUAGGAGCAUAAUUUCUAAAGAUUACUGAAAUUAUAGCAGGUCAUCUUAUAACACUUUUGAGAUUCCCAAUACAUCUCAACAAAGGCAGUCUACUAUGUCCUGCAUGUACAUUUAACUCAACAAUCUUCAUUGCAUCACCUCAAUUAAGUGGCCUUCCGUCCAAUACAUCAACAUAACGAUAUUUAAAUUCAAAAUUUAUAUCAUGAUGCCUGUUGCAUAUAAAGUUGUAAAUCAUUGGAAUUUUAUUUUUGUAUUUCAUAAUAUUGUAUGUUUUGCAAAUUACUCAUACUCAUAUUAAUUGUCUGCUGAAAACUAGCUUGCUGAAUCUGAUUCAAAUAAAGUAUCUGUGUAGGAAUGUCCCUAGGCUUGGGCCUACCCAUAACAGACAUUUUUGUCUCCACCUUUCCCUAUAGCAACAUAAGUAUGACCCAGAUAAAUAACUGUGGAAUUGUUUCUCCACCCUCCUGUAACCUAUACAUAGUUUCUCAACCCUGUAGACUUAGUUACGUAGGUGCUCUUGAAAGAAUUCUCACCGUAACGUGAAUGUCUCGUUUUCAGUGUAGUUCAUACCUCAGAAGCUUCUAGUUUUAAAAAAAAGGGUUUAUUUUAAUCUAAUUCUUUAAUUUGUUGAUGCUCUACAAAUAACUGAUAAUAUAUAUAUAUAUAUAAAUAUUUAUUACAUAGUAUACGUAGAUAUAGAGAGGUAACAAUGUUUCAUGUCAAAGGGAUAUGUAGAAGAGAUGUAGAUAUGAAGAUCACCUAAUCAUUAAAACCAGUUGCCUUUUCAUGUUAUCACUGGUGUCAUUUUUUUAUAUUGCUGUGCCUCAAUAACUAUAUAUUUUCCACACAAAGAGGUUGAAGACAUCUUGCUCGAGUGCGGCAGCACAAUGUAGUUCCUGAGCAGGAUAUGUCCCAUUAGCCAAUAAGGAGCUGUAGAUUGCAGGUAUUUGCCAGUCAUCCUCUGUGUCAGGGUUUCAAUGUAUUACUAAUACUAAGUGGGGCUUGAGCUAUGCGCUUUACCCAUUUGUGGGCAUAGUUAUCAAGUAACACUUUUUAGAGCGCCCCAACUUUUAAUGGAUAGUGCAGGGUGCGCUAUUACAGCAAUAAUUGAACUUGAAUAACAAGUGAUGAGGUAAAUGUUGCACCUGGACGCAUAACAAAAUACUGUGGUUAAAGCCCUUCUUAAGACUUGAAGUAAACUGUUAUUAUUAUUAUUAAUAGCAAAGCACAGAACUACAUGAAAACAUCACUACUUCUGCACCAUCAGUUUAGUGUUUAAGUUAGGACCGCUGCUUCUUAAAGCGAAUGUAAACUUUUAUGAUUGAAUGCCCAGUUUUUAAAAAAACUAUUAGAAACAGGGGCUCUUUCAUUCAUGUAAGUUUACAUUGCUGCAUAUUUUUACAAAUACCUUUCUCCGUCUUCAGCAAAGCUGGAUCGGCGAUCACCCGCCCGCAGUUCCUCUGUACUUACAUCACCAAUGACGAAACCGGCUUCCUCCAAUCAUGGCUUCCCCUCCGAGUCUAUCUCGUGAGGCCAGGCCGUGAUUGGAGGAAGCUGGUUUCGUCAUUGAUGUGUAAGUACAGCAUGAGAAGCGGGCGGGGAAUCGCCAAUCCGGCUUUGCUGAAAAGAAGUGUAUUUGUAAAAAUAUGAUGCAAUGUAAACUUACAUAAAUGAAAGUGCCCCUGUUUUUAAUAGUAUUUUUAAAAACAAGGCACAAAUUCAUGAAAGUUUACAUUCAUUUUAACAUGUUUUCGGCGAGCAGGGAACUACGUACUGUAGGUAGAUUGCAGCAUCCGCUGCUUGGUAAAUCUACCCCAUAAGGUGAGGCGUAUUAUUUGUCAGGCAAUUAAAUCUCAAUCCCUUAUAAGAUAGAUAUUGCCUGUAUUCAAAUAAUACAUAACAUAAUACGAGUAGGGUCCAAGAAAGAGCAACAAAUAUAGAAUAAAAAACCCUUUUAGCUAGGGGAGUUUUGCCAUAUUAAAGGGACAGUAUGCAUCAUUUUUCAUUUAACUGCAUGUAAUAGACACUACUAUAAAGAGAAAUAUGCACAGAUACAGAUGUAAAAAUCCAGUAUAAAACAUUUUAAAAACUUACUUAGAAGCUCCCAGUUUAGCACUGUUGAUGAGGUUAGGCUGGGACACCAAGUGAAUGGGGCUGGGAAAGCAGGAAUAGCAGACACUCCCCCCUUUCCUGCAUAUGAAAAGUCAGAUUACACAAUCAGGAGCCAGCAGGAGUCUGUAAACUAACAUAUAGAUCUGAUACUUUCAGGAUUUGUUUAGGAGUCAGAAAAUCUGCACACUUUUACAAAAACACUCCCAGAUGGGCUGUAUAAAUAGUCUAGUGUACAAUGUCCCUUUAACUGUGGGUCAGAAGAUUGCAAAAGCAAACCAGUCACCAAUGCUAGAAACUAGUAAUUAUUUAUCAUUAGCACCACCUACUGGCCAGUAAAAAGAUAAAAUACAGUAUAUGUGACAGCAGUCUGGAUUAGGUAUGUACAAAGAUAUAUUUUACGUAUGUAAACAGUUAUAUGGCACAGGAUUAUUUUUGGUUCACCACCUGAGUAGCACUUGCUGAUUGGUGGCUAAAUGUAGCCACCAAUCAGCAAGCACUAACCAGGGUUCUGAACCAAAAAUGGUCCGGCUCUUAAACUUUCAUUCCUGCUUUUCAAAUAAAGAAACCAAGAGAAUAAAGAAAAUGUGAUAAUAGGACUAAAUUGAAAAGUUGCUUAAAAUUGCAUGCUCUAUCUGAAUCACGAAAGAAAAAUUCAGGUUUCAUGUCCCUUUAAAAACGCGUAUCUAUUGCUUUAGUUCCAUUUAAAUCUCCUCCCCAUAACAACAGCAAAGGAUUAUAGAAAUAAAAGCUUUAAAUUUAUUUUCAAAUUAAACACUCCAAAAAUAAAGUUUGUACACUGUAUCUUGUGUGUUUAUAUAAAAUAGUAACAUGUCAUAUCUGUUAAAUAAGAUUUGUAAAUAGUUUAGACAUUUCUAAAAUAAAAAGGAAGAUUGGUAGAGAAUGUAUUAGUAUAAACUCCAGUUAUAUUACGUCCUCUUUUUUAAUUUUAUUCUGUAGAACAUCCGAAAUAGGACAGGGCUGCAAGAUGGACCAAAAUGACUGGUUUAUAACAGCAAUGUAAUGAAACAUUCACUGUACACACUCACUUGUUUUUCAAGAUUCUGAAAUGUUCAAAAAAAUGUGUGCUGGGUCAUAGAUAACUAGUACAUUGUAGUAAAUGAAUCAAUUCAGCACAGUUUCAAAGCAAUAUGUGUCAGAGAUACUCCAGGGUUUUCCCUUGUCUGCUUUGCACUUUUGUCAACUGCAUUUUUCAUUGCAGGGAAAUAAAGAGCAAAAAAACAAAAGGUACAUAGUGCUAUAGAAAAAAUAUUAUUAAAGGGAUACUAAACUAAUUUUUUUUUUCCGUGAUUCAAAUAGAGCAUGCAAUUUUAAGCAUCUUUCUAAUUUACUCCUAUUAUCAAAUUUUCUUCGUUCUCUUGCUAUCUUUAUUUGAAAAAGAAGGCAUCUAAGCUAAGGAGCUAGACAAUUUUUGGUUCAUACCCUGGAAAACACUUGUUUAUUGGUGGUGUCCAAUCAGCAAGGACAACCCAGGUUGUGAACCAAAAAUGGGCCGGCUUCUAAACUUACAUUCUUGCUUUUCAAAUAAAGAUAGCAAGAGAAUGAAUAAAAAAUGAUAAUAGGAGUAAAUUAGAAAGUUGAUUAAAAUUGCAUGCUCUAUCUGAAUCAUGAAAUAAUUUUUUUUUGGGGUUCAGUGUCCCUUUAAUAUAAUAAAAGCAUGUAUCUGUAAAGAUAAAUAGAACAUUGCAAAUAGGUUACAGAUAAUUAUCCCUGCAUUAAUGGUUUAAUUCAUACAUUGUGUCACUUUUAUCUGUAUGUCAAUUCAUAUUAAAAUGCAGAUAAUGUAAAUGGCAAUGAACAUAACUUUUAUGAGAGCCAGAUCAUAUUAUUUAUCUAGAUGUAUGCACUAUAAACAACUACUUGAAGGGACACCACACACUAAAUACAUUUAAUAAGCGUAGUAUUGAGGUUAUGCUUCACCUCUUAGUAAUGAGUGCCACAAUUUUGAACUCUGGCUUUCACUGCAUUCCAGUGCUGAUGUAUUUGCACAUGUGCAGCAUUUCUCCUUCAGACAUCUGCAGUGAAACCUAGGUUGUAAAAUUGCAGCACCCGUAAUUAGAGGGAGGUGCAUGAAAUGUUUUUUACAUCUAGAUUACAAUUUGAGCACAAAAUAUUGCUUCUGUGAAAGCAAUAUUUGCACUCACCUUAGUAAUACCUGUGCACGCAAACAAGUGAAGAGAACUAGCGCAGCAAAAGGGGUAAGUCGCGCAGCAAUGAGCAGCAAAUAUAAAUAUAUGUGUAUAUGAAUAUUUACAUAUUUAUGUGUACUGUACAUACACAUAUUAACACAUUACUAUAUAUUUAUAUAUUCAUAUACAUAUAUAUUUACACAGUCCUAAUAGACCGCAAUAUAAAGGUACUUUUCAGUGCCGUUUUUUUUUCUAAAACCCCACACCCUCCACUUUUAACCCCUUAAAACUGCCUCCUGCUGUUAUCUUUUUUUUUUUUUUUUUUUUUUUUAAAAAGCAACAUUUUUAAUUUUUUUAUAAUGCACAUUACUAAAUUUUGGGGGCAAUUUUUUUAAAUUAACCAGAGGUCUGACCUCUGAUUAAUUUUAUAAGCGCUAAUUGCUACCGUGAGCUUGCGGUAGCAAUAACCAGACACUUGUAAUGGCUGGUUAUUUGUUGUGCGUCCAUAAACGGGCGUAUUUGCCCGUUUGCAGGUGCACAAUAAAUUAGCGCUCCGCUUGUAAUCUAGCCCAUAAGGGGCGAUUUAUCAAGUGUCUGGCAGACAUGAUCCGCUGUAGCGUAUCAUGUCUGCCAGAUGUCGAUAAACGCCAACAGCAUACUGCUCUAGCAGGGGGUGUCAAUCAAACUGAUCGUAUACGAUUGGGUGGAUUGCUGUCCGUCGCCUCAGAGGAGGCGGAUGAGUUAGGGGCAGCGGUCUUAAGACCUCUGCUUCUUAACUCCUGUUUCCGGCGAGCCCGAAUGCUAGCACGAAAACGGGUAUACUGCCUCAUUCGAGCCGUGAUAAAUCGGCCCCAUAGUGUUUAAUAUCCCUUUAAACCAUCCUCAUACUCUAGCAUGCAAUCUAUAAAUAGUAUAUGAUGUGACGGCACAAUUAAUCAACUAUUCUAUUUAUGCCUCUCUUGUCUGCCCUUAUAUGCUAAGAACCUCUAAAUCCUAGUAUAGUUUAUAUAUAUAUGUAUAGCUUUGCAUAUGCUGUAUGCUUGUAAGUAAAUGCAUUUUUAUUUAUUAAAGAACAAAUUCUUGCUUUCUGAAUUCUGGCAACAAUAAAGAAUAUAACAAUGUAUUAUUGUUAAUACAUUUAAAUGUUUUAUAUUCAUCUUAUCUCCAUUGUGUACAUUGCUUUAAUAAAGUGAUACUUUAACCCUUAAA
Molecule: messenger RNA, 7074 nt
Organism: Bombina bombina (fire-bellied toad)
Lineage: Eukaryota; Metazoa; Chordata; Amphibia; Anura; Bombinatoridae
Product: urokinase plasminogen activator surface receptor-like
Exons: 7
Coding region: 145-1122 (325 amino acids)
Cellular component (GO): plasma membrane
Source: RefSeq, a predicted model, not a curated record